GCGUGAGGUUUUCCAAUCAAUAUAUGCCUAGAGCGAAUUCUUCAGGAGAAAUCACAACAAACAUCGAAAAUGUGGCUGGUUUUGCUCUUCUGCUUGGUUUCCUCUGGAGUGAAUUGUGAACCAGAAACCGUUAGGGACAAUUUUGACUAUGUGGCGUACGGGAACACGUUUGAAGAUGAUCGGAUGUCCAAAGGCGAAAUCGUGUUACGGCCCCAAGAAGUCAAGGGUUGGCCCCAACAAUCCCUAAAUGUGGGCCAAAUAACUGCAGUGUCAAUAAAUUCUCUGGCCCAGCCAGUCAUCUUCCAUCGCGCCGAAAGAGUAUGGGACGAAAGUACUUUCAACGAAUCCAACGUAUACCAGAAUAUAGACAAGGGCCCCAUCAUAGAGGAUACCAUCUUAGUCCUGGACCCUCACACUGGGUCGGUGCUACACAGCUGGGGGGCUUACCAGUUCUACAUGCCUCAUGGUCUGUUCAUUGACCAUCACGACAACGUCUGGGUCACUGAUGUGGCCAAGCACCAGGUGUUUAAGUUCACACCAAACAACCACAAGUACCCAAGCCUGACAAUCGGCGAAUCAUUCACUGCUGGUUUCGCGACAAAGCGGCGGGUGUUACUAUGCAUGCCAACCGCAGUGGCCAUAGCCAGCACAGGAGAGAUCUUCCUAGCCGAUGGCUACUGUAACAACCAGGUCCUGAAAUUCAAUGCAGCAGGAGAUCUCUUGAUGAACAUACCCAUCUAUACCCGAAACAACUUUCUUGGGCUGAAUCUGCCACAUGGUAUUACCCUUUUGGAGCAGAUCGAUAGAGUCUGUAUUGCUGAUAGGGAGAACAUGAGGAUCAUCUGCCCUAAAGCCGGGUUGAAGAGUUAUUUGAGGCUGAUGGAACCAGCUACUGUUGUCACGGAUCCUAGUCUUGGAAGGGUGUUCUCGGUGGCUUCUCAUGGGGACUUCGUGUAUGCUGUUAACGGACCUACGUCCCCGAAUAUCGCUGUGAGAGGCUUCACUGUGAAUGCUGUGACAGGAAUUAUAAUGGAUACUUGGGAGCCGAGUGCUGGCUUCACCAACCCUCACGGUUUAGCAGUGACAAGGAAUGGAUCCCACCUCUACGUAACAGAAAUUGGACCCAACAAGAUCUGGAAAUUCGAAUUAGUUGAUGUUUAUGAUAAAUAAAUAUUAUGUUAUUUUAAUGGUUGAAUAUCAGGUAUAUUACUCGCCAUCAAGAUGACGUCACAAUGUGUUAGAUCAGUCAUGGUCCCCAACCUUUUUUUUAUGCGGGCAACAAACAUGUUUUGGUUUUGGUGUCGCGAGCCGCAACAAAAAUUUUUAGGUUUAAAAAGUAACGUUCUUCAAAUUUAACGAUUCAAAAGUGAAAAAUUCGCGAAUCUCACGAUGACUUUAUAUGAUUUUGCCGGUGGGCGUGAAUUUCAAAAUGGUUUAACAUCACGCGGGCCACAAAUAAAGUCCCGACGGGCCGCGGGUUGGGGAUAGCUGUGUUAGAUAGUGUUAGGGUUGCCAGUUGUCAAGUUUUUCCAACAUUUUGUCAAGUUUCUUAAAGGACUCAGCAAAAAGGAUUGACUAUGUUUCUGCAAUGUGACGUUUUCUUAUUAAAACUGGCUGCUGUACAUUUAAAUGAAAAAAAUAGACAACAUUUCUAGGCUUUAGACUUUUACGCUUCUAGUCCACCGAUGCUGCGAACUGCAAAACAGCGGCGAACCGAUUUACUGUCUCAUCCGCCACACGACACUGCGUUAUAUUGUUAUAUUGCAUCUCGCUCUAUUGCUGUUUCGCAUUGGUUCCGCAGGGUUUUCGCAGUUCGCAGCGUCGGUGGACUAGAGGCGUUAGCCUUUUUCCUAUGGCUACUGUCAACUGUCGUUUAGUCAUUUGUAAAAUAAUGAUUAUCUAGGAAACAAUAUUAUUUAGUCUUAACAUUCACACUGGUCUUAUACUGCAAUAUAAAAUUAGAUUUUACAAAUGGAUAGCACUUUAGCAUUUACACUUGCGUGUGCGAAAUAAAAUACACAAA
Molecule: messenger RNA, 2023 nt
Organism: Aricia agestis (brown argus)
Lineage: Eukaryota; Metazoa; Arthropoda; Insecta; Lepidoptera; Lycaenidae
Product: peptidyl-alpha-hydroxyglycine alpha-amidating lyase 2-like
Exons: 5
Coding region: 70-1170 (366 amino acids)
Biological process (GO): peptide metabolic process
Cellular component (GO): extracellular region; membrane
Molecular function (GO): catalytic activity; protein binding
Source: RefSeq, a predicted model, not a curated record